Messenger RNA from Vigna unguiculata (cowpea), 1948 nucleotides. It is a transcript of the gene CSY3, whose product is annotated as citrate synthase 3. The record is from RefSeq and is a predicted model, not a curated record. Gene Ontology annotation, biological process: tricarboxylic acid cycle; carbohydrate metabolic process. NCBI's taxonomy places the organism in Eukaryota, Viridiplantae, Streptophyta, Magnoliopsida, Fabales, Fabaceae. Gene Ontology annotation, cellular component: mitochondrial matrix.
CAACUCUGGAACGCACACGUGCAUCAAUUGCUGAAGCAAUUUCUCUCUUCCUUCAAACCUCCAAUUCAACUCUGAUCCGCAAAUCCAUUGGCCUAUUCAAUCCUUUCCCUUUCUUCAAUCAUUCAAAUUCUCCAAUCAACAAGGAACCAUCGACAAACAACCAUGUCAACCGCUUCCGAACACACAGCACGCAAUCGUUUAGCCACUCUCGCAGCUCACUUAUUUCCCUCCGACGUUGCCGCCACCGCCACGAUCCAACCCCUCCACCUUUCCGCGGCCUCCGGAGCCUCGCCGCCUGGGAACCUCAAAGGUACCCUCACCAUCGUCGAUGAGAGGACCGGAAAAAAGUACCAGAUCGAGGUUUCCCCAGAAGGCACCGUUAGAGCCUCUGACUUCAAGAAGAUAUCAACUGGGAAAAAUGACAAGGGACUCAAGCUUUAUGAUCCUGGCUACUUGAACACUGCUCCAGUCAUCUCAAGGAUUUCUUACAUUGAUGGUGAUGCGGGAAUCCUUAGAUAUAGAGGAUAUCCGAUUGAGGAAUUGGCAGAGAAAAGCACCUUUACGGAAGUGUCAUAUCUCAUAAUGUAUGGAAAUUUGCCUUCUGAAAGUCAGUUAGCAGCAUGGGAGUUCAACAUAUCACAGCAUUCAGCUGUACCACAAGGAGUUUUGGAUAUAAUAAAAGCAAUGCCACAUGAUGCACAUCCGAUGGGUAUGCUUGUUAAUGCCAUGAGCGCUUUGUCUGUUUAUCAUCCCGAUGCAAACCCUGCUCUCCAUGGUCUUGAUAUCUACAACUCAAAGCAAGUGAGAGACAAGCAAAUAGCACGGGUUAUUGGAAAGAUAACGACAAUUGCUGCUGCUAUUAAUCUUAGAUUGGCAGGAAGACCGCCUGUGCUUCCAUCCAACAAACUUUCUUACACAGAGAAUUUCCUAUACAUGCUAGAUUCUUUUGGCAAUCGAUCAUAUAAACCUAAUCCUCGGCUAACUCGAGCGCUAGAUAUUAUCUUCAUCCUGCAUGCAGAACAUGAAAUGAAUUGUUCUACAUCCGCUGUGCGGCACCUCUCAUCAAGUGGUGUUGAUGUAUAUACUGCUGUUGCUGGGGCUAUUGGAGCUCUAUAUGGACCUCUUCAUGGUGGAGCCAAUGAGGCUGUACUCAAAAUGUUGAGUGAAAUUGGAACUGUUGAGAACAUUCCAGCGUUCAUUGAGGGUGUUAAAGCCAGGAAACGAAAGCUCAGUGGUUUUGGACAUCGUGUGUACAAAAAUUAUGAUCCAAGAGCAAAGGUCUUAAGAAAACUGACAGAGGAAGUGUUUUCCAUUGUUGGCCGGGAUCCUCUUAUAGAGAUUGCAGUGGCCUUGGAGAAGAUUGCACUGUCUGAUGAGUAUUUCAUCAAGAGGAAGUUAUAUCCAAACGUUGACUUCUACUCUGGAUUAAUUUAUAGGGCCAUGGGGUUUCAACCUGAGUUUUUCACUAUUUUAUUUGCCAUCCCUCGAAUGGCUGGAUACUUGGCACAUUGGCGAGAGUCCUUGAAUGAUCCUGAUACAAAGAUUAUGAGACCUCAGCAGGUUUACGUUGGGGAAUGGUUAAGGCAAUAUACACCCAUGAAUCAAAGGACUGUAUCAGGUAACACUGAUAAACUUGGUCAAUUGACAGUAUCAAAUGCCUCAAAGAGGCGACUUGCUGGAUCUGGGGCAUAACUUGGAUUUACUAGUGAAACUGCCAAAGUGAUCAAUAAAAUCUAGCUCCAGAGAAACUAUAUUUUUCUUCUGGUACAUAAAAGUAUAAUGGUUUAUGUAUAAAUUAUGGCACCAUGAAUAAAAUCAUUAAAUAAAAAACAGACUAUGGUGUUAGUAUUUUGUUUCUUGUUAUUUUUCUACCUGGAAAAAACUCCUUGUAUUUGCAAUGCCAUAUAUAAUUUUGAUAACUCAGUCUCAAUGUAUUGAAUUUGGAACA